AUGUGCACCAAAUGCCUUGAUAAAAAGGGGGCCUCGGUGGAGCGUAAUAAGUGCCCACAUCGAAGGGUAAGUGCCAAAUGUAAGGACUGUAAAGGAAAUGGGAUUCGUAAACAUCAAAGGCAUAGGGGCUAUUGCAAGGAUUGCAAGGGAAGACAGUGUUUCCCCAAUCAAAGGGUAAGGAAACAAUGUAAAGAGUGCAAGGGCAGCCAGAUUUGCAAACAUGGUAGGGUAAGAUCAACAUGCAAAGACUGUGGUGGUGGAAGCAUAUGUAUCGAACAUGGUAGACGAAGAUCAAUAUGUAAAGACUGUGGGGGUGGGGGCAUCUGCCAUCAUGAAAAAUAUAGGGCCUAG
Messenger RNA from Hydractinia symbiolongicarpus, 351 nucleotides. RefSeq lists its product as uncharacterized. The coding region runs from base 1 to 351 and encodes 116 amino acids. NCBI's taxonomy places the organism in Eukaryota, Metazoa, Cnidaria, Hydrozoa, Anthoathecata, Hydractiniidae. The transcript has a single exon. The record is from RefSeq and is a predicted model, not a curated record.